Molecule: messenger RNA, 1637 nt
Organism: Balearica regulorum gibbericeps (East African grey crowned-crane)
Lineage: Eukaryota; Metazoa; Chordata; Aves; Gruiformes; Gruidae
Source: RefSeq, a predicted model, not a curated record
CAAAUGUAGUAUCUGUGAGUCAUGUUUAUCAAGCACAAGGUGCUGUUGUUCUCGAAAUUUCAUGCUUUUCUGAAGCUGAAAGAAUAUAUAUGCUAGUUAAAGAUACAACUGUCAAUGACAAGCCUCUGAAUGCUGUGGUGAUUCCUGAAGUUAUGGCUUCCAAGAUGCCACAGAACUGCUGCCCACUUCUUGUAUUUGUGAAUCCAAAAAGUGGUGGUCUAAAAGGUCGGGAUCUGCUGUACAGUUUUAGAAAGCUGCUAAACCCACAUCAGGUCUUUGAGCUUACCAAUGGUGGCCCACUGCCUGGGCUUCACAUGUUCUCUAAAGUCCCCUCCUUCCGAGUGCUGGUGUGUGGAGGGGAUGGGACCGUCGGCUGGGUCCUUGGUGCGCUGGAGGAGAUCAGGCACAAGCUGGUGUGCGCAGAGCCCUCGGUUGCCAUCUUACCUUUAGGAACAGGUAAUGACUUAGGGAGGGUCUUGCGUUGGGGAGCUGGCUACAGUGGGGAGGACCCCUACUCGAUUUUGGUUUCCGUGGAUGAAGCAGACGAUGUUCUUAUGGAUCGCUGGACUAUCCUUUUGGAUGCAGACGAGCCAGCUGAAGGUGCAAUGAAUGGCGUGGCAGAACCUGAGCCUCCAAAGAUUGUACAGAUGAACAAUUACUGUGGUCUUGGCAUUGACGCAGAGUUGAGCUUGGACUUUCAUCAUGCUAGAGAAGAAGAACCAGGGAAAUUUAAUAGCAGGUUUCACAACAAAGGAGUUUACGUGAAAGUUGGGCUGCAGAAGAUAAGUCAUACCAGAAAUCUUCACAAAGACAUAAAGCUUCAAGUGGACCAGCAUGAGGUGGAGUUACCAAGUAUAGAAGGACUCAUUUUUAUUAAUAUACCCAGCUGGGGGUCUGGAGCUGAUCUCUGGGGGUCCGAGAGUGAUAACCGCUUUGAGAAACCACGCAUCGAUGACGGCCUGCUGGAAGUUGUUGGCGUGACUGGCGUUGUUCACAUGGGUCAAGUCCAAGGUGGUUUUCGAUCAGGAAUCCGCAUAGCCCAAGGCUCAUAUUUUCGUGUAACACUCCUAAAGCCCAUUCCAGUUCAAGUUGAUGGAGAGCCCUGGAUUCAGGCCCCCGGCCAGAUUAUUAUUUCUGCUGCAGGACCAAAGGUCCGUAUGUUGAAAAAAUCCAAGCAGAAACAGAAAAAAACUGGAAGCCUGAGAGAGAUGAGAGUUGAUAGCACGUCAGGCUCCGAAGGAGGACGCUAAGUGGAGAGCUGUGCUCAGAAGCGAUGCAGCACACCUACUGCAGAUACCAAGAUGGUUCAGUAAAACCGAGUGCAGACAUCUGGUGAAGAGGGUUGCUUAUGAGUGUGCCUUUCAUUACAUUUUGAUAGUACUGGGUUCUAUUUCAUUUUUCAAAGAUAGUGCCUCAUUGUUACAAAUAACUAUUAUGUACCACUUGUCUCAUCUAAAAUGUUUACUUUGGGUUGCUUUUCUGUAAGCCAUUUACCAGUCUUUUAUGUAUAUAGAAACUGAGGCCAGAGAUUCCGAGAUGCUGAGAUUUCUGCAUCUACAUUCACAAAGACUCUUCCCCUUCUCCCAGCUUUUUCUUAAAGAAAAUCAUUCCAUCGAUAAUUUUUGGUUCAUUGUUCC